AUGGGUAUCCCUGCUAACUUUCUUCAACCAUACCCAAAUAUGGUCCUAGGAUUAAGUGGAGCCUUGACUUCUGCCAAAGGAUUAAUCAAACUCAAAGUUGAGUCUGGAUCAGCACCUCGACAGUUGAAAACAAACUCCGAGUUCGUGGUGUUCGACACCCCCUUUCCUUAUGACGCUGUGAUGGGACAACCCCUACUCUUCAGCCUGAGAGCAGCAGUUUUCCUAUAUCACUAUUAUAUCAAGUUCCCCACACCCCAUGGUGUGGGGGAAGUCAAAGGAAACAGGGAGCUCGUUGAAAGAUGCCAAUGGAAAACCUGUGUCAGCCAUCAACGCAACUCCCCGGGGGAUCGAAGGCGGAGACCCGUAGAAGAACUAGAAAGAGUUCGAGUCUAUGCCAAGGACCAAACAAAGGAACUCAAAGUCGGGUGCGAGUUACAGCCCUCUACCCGAAGCAAGAUUGUGGCUUUUCUUAAAGAGAACCUCGAUGUCUUCGCCUGGGAUCACAGUGACGUGGAUCCUUCAACUCGACUAAAGCAGCAAAAACGACGACCUCUGAAUCUUGAAAGAUAUAAAGCACUCAACAAAGAGGUGCAAAAGCUGUUGAACAACGGUUUCCUCCGUGAAGCGAAAUACCCGAAGUGGGUCGCGAAUUCGGUCCUUGUGAAAAAACACGAUGAAGAUUGGAGGGUAUGCAUAGAUUUCACUGAUCUCAACAAAGCAUGCCCCAAAGACAACUUUCCAUUGCCGAGAAUAGAUCAAAUGGUGGACGCCACCACCAGACAAGAGCUACUCAACUUCAUGGAUGCGUAUUUCGGAUAA
Messenger RNA from Olea europaea var. sylvestris, 819 nucleotides. RefSeq lists its product as uncharacterized. The record is from RefSeq and is a predicted model, not a curated record. Bases 1 to 819 code for a protein of 272 amino acids. The transcript is spliced from 3 exons. Lineage: Eukaryota; Viridiplantae; Streptophyta; Magnoliopsida; Lamiales; Oleaceae.